Staurois parvus is the source of this 331-nucleotide messenger RNA. The record is from the annotation of a GenBank genome assembly. Lineage: Eukaryota; Metazoa; Chordata; Amphibia; Anura; Ranidae.
CCCCACUGCUCCACCCCUGCCUCCACUGCAGCGUCGCCCGUCCUGCAGGGCCCAGCCACUGACACUCGCCAUCAACCACCUUCCUAAAAUGCCUCCUUUACUCCUCCUCCUCAUACUCCUCUCUCUACGUUCCCAAAAUCUCUUCUCUAUAUUCCUCUGCUCCUCCCAAACAACUGUACAUUGCACCCUCACUGCUUCCUUCUCCCCUCUACGGCUCUCACCACCUCCUCCUGAUACUCCACUCUCCCACUGACCCAAACACCUCCACUGGUAGAUUUACGCACUCUUGUACAUCCCGCUCCCAUGCCACCUUUCUCACCCUUCUUCUCCU